Hymenoscyphus albidus is the source of this 3201-nucleotide messenger RNA. The record is from the annotation of a GenBank genome assembly. Lineage: Eukaryota; Fungi; Ascomycota; Leotiomycetes; Helotiales; Helotiaceae.
AUGGCGCAACCAUCUCGCCCAGCGUCAGGCCAGAAUACGGAUCGUCCAACCUCGGCAGCGCCUCCACGAAGCGCCCCUCCAGAAAUUGAACAGUUCAAUGCCUCACCAGCGAUAAAUGGCCCAAUCAGCAUUCUUGACCAGUCACCGCAAUCGAUUAUCGAGGGAAUUCUGGGCCCAAACAAAGAUGGACGAGUAAGAAACCCCGUUCCGAGCAAACUGAAAGGCAAGACGGACCAGAAGCAAGGCAAUUUUGGAGUCAUGUCCAUGGGCCAGAACACUGGAGCGAAGAAGAACGAGUCUGUAGGUAGAGAUGCUGCCGCAGAACGGGAUGCCGCUGCCAGGAGAACAAGUGAGAAUACCGCGUCAAGGGCUAAGGCAGCUCAACAGGAGAAAUAUGUCGCGCCAAAGAAGAGAGGACUCGAUGCCACUUUGAACGAGGCCACCCGGGGCACAAAUCGCGGAUCCCCUUUCGCCAGAGACGAUAAACGACAAGCAAGGCCACUAGCCCCAGACGAGACCAAAAUGGAACAGGCGCGACUUUUGACGCUGCUACGGAGUAUCAAUCCAAUUACGGUUGUGGAUCAGAUAUGUAAAGCAGUAGCCUAUUUUGGUGGGAUUCCGGGGGCACCUCCGCCAGAGGACGGCAUCUUUCCAGAAAGCGCGAAUACAAGAGAAACGGGUGCGUUGUUCAUCGGAUGGCUUGCCGAGAUCUUUCCCGAUCUAUCGUCGAAGAGCCCCGAUAUCAUGAAGAUUGCAGAUGGAGGAAAAAAGAAAAGUCGCACAUCCAAAGGUCACCAAGCGACACUAUCAAGUGGCGGUCCGGUAGUUUCGGCUGAGCAGCCAAAUUCAAUGAAUGGAUAUGGUUAUGGACCAGCGGUGUCUGCUCCCGCAUGGGGAUUACCUCAAAACUUGGCUGAAGUCAACCCACAGGCCCCUAGUGUUCCGGAUACAAGUGCUCUCAAAAAUGGUGGCACUGAGCAUAUCAAACAAUCUGAGCAGCAGCAGGCUCCACUGACUCCUGCUCAGCCAAUACCAGCCGAAGCUUCACAUAGUAAUGUAUCCGCGAGUGCGUCUAAGAGAAGGGGACGAGGAAGGCCCAAGGGUUCUACCAAUAAGAAAUCAAAAGAUGGCCAGCCUGAGGCCUCUGGUCAAGAUCAAAUGCAGGAUGGGCAGCAGCAAACAUCUGAUUCUCAUCAAACGGUUCAAGCCCAAGAUCUGGCUGGCGCGGCAAUAAAUGUGUUGCAGUCUGGACAAUCAGACCAGACGAAUUAUCACCCCGCAAUCAUUCCACAAGCGAAGCCAGCCCAAGUUCCCCAAUACUCUGAUCAAUCAUGGCAGAACAAUACGCAAAAAAAUCAUAGUGGUCAGUCAACAGCCCCAGUGCAAGACGAAUUAAGCCCGGAAGAGCGUGCCGUACUGGAAGCUUUCAGAGGGCAGGGAGUCGAGAGCACGAUGGACAUGGUUAUCAACAAUACUGCUCCAGUACCUUCUCCCAUAUUGCCUCCAAAAAAGACCCAAGCGGAGGGUGGAGUCAAACGAAAGCGUGCACCUGCAAAACCUAAGCCGGUUCAAACAGUUCCUGAUAGCACUGCUUCAUCGGGGUAUCCUUCGCAGAACAGCCCACAGGUUCACAAUCAACCACAACAGCAGAUUCAGCAGACUCAACAGCAAAUCCAAGAGCAGCCGCCACAACCGCAUCAGCUGUAUCAGCAAGCGCAACAACAUGAGCAGCAAGUUCAGCAACAAUAUACGCCUCAAAUUCAGCCGGCUGAGCAGAUGCAACAAACCCAGAUUACCCACAAAAUGCCAAACUCUGCUUCACUGGCAGCCAUCAGUAACAACGACAUUACGAACAUGGCGAAGGAUGCAAUUCAGUGGGCUUCAAUUGAAACUCCUAUCCCCCCUCCCGCAAAAAAGCAGCGUCAGCGAAAACCCAAAGUGCCGGCUACGAAACCGAUUGAGCCUCCAUCCCGAACUCAGUCUGCUUCAGUAGUGAGUGCUGUUACACCAACAAUACCCCCAAGCACUAUUCCGGAUUCCCAGGCCACAUCCUCUCUGUCCCAGGCCGCCUCAUCUCAACAGAAUGUACCCGCUUCUCGACCUCCUGCAGAAGGUUUAGAAGCUCAUUACGAGAUGUUUGCAAGUUUGACACAACAAAAUGGUCGCAGCCACACUCCAACUAUGCCUCAACAGCAGCAAAACCAGCAACAACACGUACGUCAGCAAUCGAAACCUUCGAUAGUUCCCCCACAGCAGGCAACGGCUAUAAUAUCCCAAAUGCAACACCAAAAGUCACAACAAGGAAACCAGCAGACUGUACAACGUAGCGAGCAGAAAACCUCUCAGGACAACGUAUCGAGACCCUCUCCUGUGUCAUACUAUGGUCAGCGAAGUCAAAACCCUGCUUCUUACAACCAACAAUAUCCCUCUCAUCAAGCAUCUCAACUAUAUGGCAGCACUCAAUCUGCUUCUCCUCGGCUAGGUAACAGCAAUAGCUAUAGAACCACCAGUUCACAUACCUUGGCCCAGAGUGGGAUGACUCAAAACUCCAUGGCCCAGUCUCCUCAAUUUUCACAAGCCGAGACAUACAGAACUACAAGCCCCCAUAUAGCUCAGCCAUCUCCUUCCUUUUCUCAACCCGAGUCCAACUAUCGUACCACAAACCAAAACAGCCUUGCUCAAGCAUCCCCGUCUUUCACACAAACUGAAAACCCAUACAGGACCCCCAGUACACACUCUAUGGCACGAACAUCUUCCUAUUCCUCUUCAAGAUCACAUGUCCAGGCGCCAUCCACUCAACAAUCUCAGAGCCAAAAUCACUAUGGUCAAUUCUCAGAUGCCCCAUACAUUGAUUUACCAACUCUCGAGUCUCUUGGGCAUAGUGGUAGUAGCAGUACUGCUACUCUAGGCUACGGACCAGCGGGGUUAAAUGUUGGACUAGGUGGUACCAACGCAAACUCAACUUCGCACUCUCGAUCUUCUGUGGGUAGCGCUAGCUUAUACGGUACGAGCACCAACGGUCUCAGCGCCUUUGACCAAAGUGCCCAGGAUCUGUUGCGUGUCUCAAGAGGGACAAAUAGUUCUGGACAUACAAAUCCACAUGCUCAUUCUGGCUAUGGUGGGACCAAUAGCGGUAUGAGUAACACAUUCGAUAACGACGACAUGCGAGAGCGCCUGUUGAGAGGAAUGACCCGGCGAUGA